GUCACAGAAGUAAUGCCAGCCCACCCCCCUCACAGCGGGAGAGGGGGGUUGAACCACACGUGGAAACGGAUCUGUCCCGAGCAGAAAAACAUUACUGAGAAGCUAUCUCCUGCUGGAAGUGCUUAAAAGAUCUGCUCCAUAUCAGCCCUGAAUAAUUCAAAGAUAUCCGACAAUGGAAGAUGGCAGGGAAACAGCAGCGAUGAGACAGCAAAAAAGGAAGGAUCGACAAAUAGAUCGGUGGUGUCACACAAUUGAUGAUACUGAAGCCUUGGAGAAUACAGACAGUGACAUUGGCUUGUGUGGUUGGAUCUUGGUGAUUUUCUCCAUCCUGCUCACAUUGCUGACCCUGCCUCUCUCCAUAUGGAUGUGCAUUAAGAUAGUGAAGGAAUACGAAAGGGCGAUUAUCUUUCGUCUUGGACGCAUUUUACGAGGAGGAGCCAAAGGACCAGGUCUUUUCUUCAUCUUGCCAUGCACGGACAGCUUUAUCAAUGUGGAUAUGCGCACCAUCACCUUUGAUAUCCCCCCUCAGGAGGUGCUGACAAAGGACUCUGUGACAGUGAGUGUAGAUGGUGUAGUCUACUACCGCGUACAAAACGCAACGCUGGCAGUUGCCAACAUCACAAAUGCUGAUGCAGCCACUCGUCUGUUGGCACAGACCACCCUGAGGAACGUGCUGGGUACAAAGAACCUGGCAGAGAUCCUGUCUGACCGGGAGGAAAUCGCCCACAGUAUGCAGUCCACUUUAGAUGAUGCCACAGAUGACUGGGGUAUUAAAGUGGAACGUGUGGAGAUUAAGGACGUCAAACUGCCCCAGCAGCUCCAGAGGGCCAUGGCGGCUGAGGCUGAAGCAACCAGAGAGGCCAGAGCUAAGGUGAUAGCUGCUGAGGGAGAAAUGAAUGCGUCACGAGCACUGAAGGAGGCAUCUCUGGUGAUCGCAGAGUCCCCCUCUGCUUUGCAGCUGCGCUACCUCCAGACCCUUAACACCAUCGCAGCCGAGAAGAACUCCACCAUCAUUUUCCCUCUGCCCAUUGACAUGAUGCAGUCCUUCAUGAAGCACUGAACUAAGAGCCACGUGAAGCAACCUACACACACGCACACAUACAUACAUACAGAUGCAUCCAUGCAGUAAUGAACAGACUGACGUUAUAUAACAUGCACUCAUGUGAGUAUACCCGGUGCAGCCGGGUCCAGAAGUCUGAGACCACAUUGAAUUCUGGUAUUCAUUGUUGGAAAACUUAAAUCUAAGAAACAUCAUUACGUGAAAUGAAGAUGAAGUAUUUGAGGUUGUGUUUGCAAGUCACUAAUUAAAAAAGAGAAAAUUGGUGAUCAUGUGACUCUGUACAGAUGGUCAGAUGUUCAAGAUGCUCUUUGGAUCAUCUCAAAUCAUGCUGGAGAACAUGAGCAUCAAGUUUAACACAAAUUUGUGGAGUUCAUGCAGCUUGAGUGCUGCUGUUGUUAACAUGAAAUACAGGUAAAUCCUGAAACCCAUGUACAUUUUUUAAUUUUAACCACUCAAAUUGUUAUUAUAAUAGUAUACUAUAUUAGAAACAUGCACAAUAUAAAUGUUUUCACUAGUGGUCUCACUUUUGGACCCUACUGUACAUACACCACAUACACACUCUGACCUGUAGAUGUUCCUAGUAAAGACCUGUUCACUCUGUCUGAAGGAAAUCUGAUACAACCAAACAAUAUUAAAGUCAUAAAAUAUUUGCUAAAUAAGAUUCCAAUUUUAAAUAAUUUCCUGCCCUUGAACAAAAAAAUCACAUUGUUGCCUUUUCAACUUUUUUUCAUACUUACCAUACCAAAAUUUGGACUUACAAAUUGAGAGCUUUUUGGAACAUCUUCUGGUCAUAUGAGUGCAUGUGUGUUUCAGGCACAUGUAACCUAACCUUGAUUGUCAAAUAGAUAAUAAACCAUCUAAAGGAAUAUUUAGAUAGUAUCAGGUGUCAAAACAUGGAACUGAGAGCAGUGCUUAAUGUGCCUACCAGUUUUUCUUGCUUUCUUAAACCUUUAUUAAUGUUGACUGUCAAUAUAAAAGCCUUAAGCCAUAUCCAUUUCAAUUACUGAAUUAAUAUUUAUAGCUUUACAUGAUGGUUGAUUUUUAAAACCACAAUGCAUUUAUUCAUCCAUUUAAUGUCACAUUAAUAUUUUAUCACUUGAUUUAUAAAUUCCUCUAUCUUACUAUUUUAUCUACCAGACAUUUACAUACAUGUAAUGUAAUAUUUUACAUCAGAUUGCAGCUGAAAACAAAUUAAGGCUAUAGAGGUCAAUGUUUGUGCUUUUAAAGACUAUUUGCUGCUUCAAAUAUCAGAGGAUGGAAUUACAGACUUGUCAAAAGAUGUGAAAUUACUGUCAGUGCUGCUUAGGACUGUUUAAGAUUUCAACAACAUUUCCAAAUAUUUGUAUUUUCAUCAUGUAUCAGUCUAUUACAGUUCUAUAUGUAAUUGUUUAUUCUCUCAUUUAACUGAAUAUCACAUCUGUUGUUUUGUCCAACUCACUUUUAUGUACAUUGUAAUACUUUUUUUGUUUGAAUAUCAUAUAUUUUUGAUGUGUGACUGUCCCAUUCCCUUUAGUAAAUCAUAAUGUGUAAUAUAAUCUUUCUCAUGACGUAUAAGUACAUUUACCUCAUUAUUUUCCAGACUGCUAUAUGAUGCAUAAAUCAGUCUUUGAAGAACACUCUUGAAACCUUUCGGGGUUGUGGUUCUUUAUUGUA
This is a messenger RNA of Sinocyclocheilus anshuiensis, 2713 nucleotides long. RefSeq names its product stomatin (gene stom). The record is from RefSeq and is a predicted model, not a curated record. NCBI's taxonomy places the organism in Eukaryota, Metazoa, Chordata, Actinopteri, Cypriniformes, Cyprinidae. Gene Ontology annotation, cellular component: plasma membrane. The coding region runs from base 173 to 1060 and encodes 295 amino acids. The transcript is spliced from 9 exons.